AUAUGUUUGCAGGUGUGCCCCAUCUCAUACCUGAGGAUCUCCAUGAGUCCCAUCCUGCUCACACAGAACAAAGAGGCCCUGCUGGCUCUGCCCCUGGGUGUGACACUGACAUUCACUGUCCAUUUUCAUGAUAACUCUGGAGAUACUUUCCAUUCACAUAAUUCUGUGCUCAGCUUGGCAACCAACAGAGAUGACUUUGUGCAGAUUGGGAAAGGAGCCACCAACAACACGUUUGUGGUGCGGACUGUGAACGUGGGUCUGACCUUGCUGCGGGUGUGGGAUGCAGAGCACAGUGGCAUUGCAGACUAUGUGCCCCUGCCUGUCCAACAUGCCAUCUUCCCUGAGCUCCCAGACGUGGUGCUGGGGGAUGUCCUCUGCCUCAGCUCCUCACUCACUACCCAGGAAGGUGAGUGGCCUUGGUGAGCAGCUGCUUCAUGU
This is a messenger RNA of Lepidothrix coronata (blue-crowned manakin), 438 nucleotides long. Its product is annotated as nuclear pore membrane glycoprotein 210-like. Bases 43 to 423 code for a protein of 126 amino acids. Gene Ontology annotation, cellular component: nuclear pore. The record is from RefSeq and is a predicted model, not a curated record. NCBI's taxonomy places the organism in Eukaryota, Metazoa, Chordata, Aves, Passeriformes, Pipridae. The transcript is spliced from 2 exons.